Messenger RNA from Brassica rapa (field mustard), 2146 nucleotides. RefSeq lists its product as uncharacterized. The record is from RefSeq and is a predicted model, not a curated record. Gene Ontology annotation, molecular function: kinase activity; ATP binding. Lineage: Eukaryota; Viridiplantae; Streptophyta; Magnoliopsida; Brassicales; Brassicaceae.
CAGAAAACAAACUCAAUCAAUGGUCUCAGUCUUAGGAGUUUAACCAAUCUCAAUCUCAUGCCUCUUGAUGAAACCAAAUCCGUUCAUAUGUCAGACAGAUCAAUGUGUGUUUCAGAGUUUAACAGCAACACGACGGCCUUCACACAGAUUUUCUUAAUCUCAACCAUUGGCUUGCUAUUAGCCGUCUCACUGCUUUACCGUCUAAGGAAGCUACGUUACUCCAAGAUCAUCCCUCGUCUCAGAGUGUCUCACAAACACAAAGGCCAUGAGAAGCUCGAGAGAUUCUCUCACUACGUUGUGAGGCAGAUGGGAUUCAAGGACAGGAGAGAAUGUCCUCAUCUCUGCAAAUUAGCUAGUGAGUACAUAAGAAAAUCAGGUUGCUGCGAGGAAGACAUCUACAGCUUCUUCUCUGAAGAGCCUGAUGCUGAUUCUCUCUUCAUUAAACUCGUUGAGGAGUUUGAGAGAUGUAUUCUCAGUUACUUUGCUUACCACUGGAGCCAUGCCGAUCUCAUGAUCAGUCAGAUACUUAGCGCCGAUGCUGAGCCUAAGAAGAAGCUCAAGCACAUUGUCAUGGCAGCAACGAGGGAACAGAGGUUUGAGAGGGUGACUAAGAAUCUAAAAGUAGCAAGAGUGUUUAACACAUUGGUAGAGGAAAUGAAAGCAAUGGGGAUUGCACCUGUUGACGACUCGGAAUGUACAGAAGUGAUGGCUCCAGUUGCACACAAAGACAGAAGCCCGGUUCUACUCCUCAUGGGAGGUGGUAUGGGCGCAGGAAAGAGCACUGUUCUUAAAGAGAUUCUCAAAGAACCAUUUUGGGCAGGAGCAGAUGCUGUGGUUAUCGAAGCCGAUGCUUUCAAAGAAUCUGAUGUGAUAUAUAGAGCUCUAAGCUCCAGAGGCCAUGUUGAUAUGGUCAAGACUGCUGAAUUUGUUCACCAAUCAUCAACAGAUGCAGCAUCGUCGCUGCUAGUUACAGCUCUCAAUGAAGGGAGAGACGUGAUAAUGGAUGGAACACUCUCUUGGGUACCAUUUGUAGUCCAAACCAUAACCAUGGCGAGGAAUGUGCAUCGCCAUCGCUACAGAAUGGGAGCAGGCUACAAGGUUGGUGAAAACGGAGAUGUUAUAGAGAACUAUUGGGAGCGCAUAGGGGAAAGACAACAGCUGCAAGAAGAUGGAAGGGAGAGAAAGCCAUACAGGAUAGAGUUAGUUGGAAUUGUAUGUGAUGCCUAUUUAGCUGUGAUCCGAGGCAUUAGGAGAGCAAUAAUGUGUAGAAGAGCGGUGAGGGUGAGAUCUCAGCUGAGAUCUCACAAGAGGUUUGCGGAUGCGUUUCUUACUUAUUGCAACAUAGUUGACAAUGCAAGGCUUUACUGCACCAAUGCUCUUGAAGGAUCUCCAAAGCUGAUAGGAUGGAAAGAAAAGGAAAAGACAUUGCUAGUGGAUCCAGAGGAGAUAGACUGUUUGAAGAAUGUAGGGAGGUUGAACGAGGAUGCGGAAUCUAUUUAUGAGCUGUACAGUAGACCAAACCCUGCUUGUGAAGCUGGAUCGAUAUGGAAAGACAUUGUUCUUUCUCCUUCCAGGUUCAAUGUUCAACAGGAGCUCAAAUACUCAAUUCAGAAAGUGGAAAGAUUCAAACAAUAUCUCCAAGAAUCACCAAGAUGAGGAGGAAGAUAGAGAAGUUCAGCAGUUUUUCUUAGCUUUGUUUCCUGGUAUGUCACAAAAUUUGGUUUAAUGUAACACUCCUAAAACGAUCAAACACAAGUAAUUCUCUCUAAGCAAAGAAAGAAUGGGCAUUGCUUAACUUGCUAUCUACUUAUGUAAGAAAACUUAAUAGCAGAAACCAAACAGAAUUGCACAAACAAUACCAAAUGCAAGAGAUGUGUUGUAGGUAGCAAAUGCAUCAAAUGAUUCAGACAUAACCUAAGAAUCUCAACUUAACGUUGCUAAGAGAGAGAGACCAGUUCCUUCAAAGCACAGUUAUAUGUUAUAUGCAUCUCUCUCAGGAGCAAUAAAACAAGAAAGAAACUGAAUCUACUCGAACACAUUGAUUCAAUGCAAAAACACAUCUUUGCAAACCCCAUCACAUAUAGCUAUUGAAUUUUCAAACAAACCAAAAAUUACAAGAUAAAAGGGUUUCGAGAAGAAACCAAGA